Molecule: messenger RNA, 1087 nt
Organism: Gaeumannomyces tritici R3-111a-1
Lineage: Eukaryota; Fungi; Ascomycota; Sordariomycetes; Magnaporthales; Magnaporthaceae
Exons: 1
Coding region: 16-639 (207 amino acids)
Source: RefSeq, a predicted model, not a curated record
GGCGGUGGCGCCAGGAUGUCCAUCGGCCCGCCGCCGCCCGCCAUCCCCAGGGAGCUGUUGCUGCGCACCCAGACCUUCCCACCACCCGGCGGCGUCGCUGCCGGCGGCGGCCUGGGCAACCGCAAGUCUCUACAUCCCGGCGUGCAGGGGCAGCAGCUGCAGCCACUCAUGGUGCCGAACGUGCCGCAGCAACAACAACAACAGACCCCGGAACAGAAGCAGCAGCAGCUCGUCACGGUGUCGCGGCGCUCCCUGAUCGUCCCGCCCCUGCCGUCGCCAUCAUCGUCGUCGUCAGCGCCAUCAUCGUCGCGGCCAGUGUCCAGCCUCCGGGUAGCGGCACCGCCCGGGGCGGCGGCGGCGGCGGCGGCGGCGCUCAAGGAAGGCGGCGGCGGGCUGGCGGUCGGGCAGCAGAUGGCCAAGAUGCUCGUCGUGUGCUGCGGCUGCGCCUUCUUCCAGGACAUGCCCAGCUGCGUCUACGAGUGCAUGGCCAACCCGGACGCCGUCGUCGAGGACCGCGCCAUCGGCAUCAGCGGCGCCAUCACCACCUCGGUCAAGUGCUGCUGGUGCGGCCACAACAUGAGCACCGCCUGCUGCGCCGGCUUCACCGCCAUCGUGCACCUGACACAGAAGCUGCACUGAGGGGGAGGUGGCGUCUCGGUUGUCCAAAAUUUCUCUCCUUUUUUUUAUUGCCUUCCUCGUCAGCGGUCCAUUUCCUUUGCCCCAAUGCGCUCUCUCUCGCCUUCGUCAUGAUUUCCCCAAUUGUUCUCUAAUCUCUAUACCCUUCUAUCCUGUCCUUGAUCCCCAUCCUUCUUCCCCCGCUGUCGGGUCCCGAACUGGCCUUUGGCUUUUCUUCGCAAUGGAUAUUUAGCCUUGCCUUUGCGUAUGUCUGGACUGGUGCUCUCAACGACUCUCCCUGACAACACGCCACCCCCAAAAAAAAGUUUCCUUUUUACGUCUGGGUUUUCUCUUUACAACGAAGGACUGGAUUCGAGGAAUAGUAAUCAGUGGGAGUGGUCAAUGCAAAGGAGUAAUCAAAGAGAUGCGGUUUAUCGUAUUUACCAGGCCAGUAACCCUAGCGAUGCCUUUU